AUGGAUCUCACCACGAUACUGUUGGCCACCGUCGUCCUGCUGUUGAUGUACCUGGGCCUGAUGCUGUACAAACGUUACACAUACUGGGAGGCCCAAGGUGUACCCUGCGACCGGCCCAAUUGGUUGCUGGGCAGCCUGGGUGGAGCCAUGACCUCCAAGACUGUUGAACAAAUUUUAAGGGAGUAUUAUCAAAAAUAUCGCAAUUCUGGACCCUUUGUGGGUUUCUAUUGGUUUACCAAGCCGGCUGCCUUUGUCACCGAUCCUCAGUUGCUGAAACAAAUCCUCGUCAAAGACUUUUCGAAAUUUACCGAUCGUGGUUUGUAUUGCAAUGAAGAAGAUGAUCCGCUGUCGGGUAAUCUCUUCAAUUUGGAUGGCAAUAAAUGGCGGCAUAUGCGCACGAAGUUAACACCCACAUUUACAUCGGGCAAAAUGAAGGGUAUGUUCCCAUUCGUGACCAAAUUGGCCCAUGACAUGGUUGAUGUUGUGGGUGAUCGGAUUAUGGUGAAUCCCAUUUUGGAUGUCAAGGAUAUGGCGGCCUGUUUCACCAUCGAUGUCAUUGGUAGCUGUGCCUUUGGUUUGGAAAUGAACUGUUUGAGAGGUAGGAACCCCGAGUUCCGCAACAUGUGUCGCCGGGCAUUUGUGGUCCAACGUUAUGGCGUUUUGGGUUUGGCUCUACGUUUUGGCUUCCCUGAGCUGGCUCAUAAGCUACACAUCACCGAAACAAUGCCCGAUGUUGAGAAAUUCUUUAUGGGCAUCGUCAAGGACACGGUGGAGAUGCGUGAGAAAAAUAAUAUCAAACGUAAUGAUUUUAUGGAUAUGCUGAUCGAUAUGAAGAACAACAAGCUGGUGAAGAGUGAGGAUGGGGAGGAAUUGACAAAUUUGACAUUUGGCCAGAUUGCCGCCCAGGCUUUUGUUUUCAUCUUGGCCGGUUUUGAAACUUCAUCGACCACCAUGAGUUUUGCUCUGUAUGAAUUGGCUCAGAAUCAAGAGGCCCAGCAAAAGGCCCGAGAAGAAAUUGAAGAGGUUUUGGGAAGACAUAAAGAGUUCAGCUAUGAGUGCCUUAAGGAAAUGACAUAUUUGAGUCAAGUUAUGCAAGAAACCCUCCGUCUCUAUACAAUUGUUGUGUUCCUAAAUCGCCAAGCCGUGGAAGACUAUCCCGUUCCUGGCAAUAGUAAGCUCGUGAUCAAAAAAGGUAUGCCUGUGAUAAUUCCUGCCGGUGCCAUACAUCGUGAUGAACGUUAUUUCCCCGAACCGAAUGUAUUCAAUCCCGAUAACUUUGCCCCCGAAAAAGUGGCUGCUCGUGACUCCGUCUUAAAUCUUUCCUUCGGUGAUGGACCCCGUACCUGUAUUGGUAUGCGUUUUGGUAAAAUGCAAACUAUGAUCGGUUUGGCCCUGCUGCUGAAACAUUUCAAAUUUUCCGUCUGUGAAAGGACACAAAUACCAAUGAAAUUGGAUAAGACAAAUAUGUUGGUAUCGGCCGAUGGUGGUGUGUAUUUGAAGGUGGAGAAAAUUUAG
Molecule: messenger RNA, 1515 nt
Organism: Musca vetustissima
Lineage: Eukaryota; Metazoa; Arthropoda; Insecta; Diptera; Muscidae
Product: probable cytochrome P450 6a21
Exons: 2
Coding region: 1-1515 (504 amino acids)
Molecular function (GO): iron ion binding; monooxygenase activity; oxidoreductase activity, acting on paired donors, with incorporation or reduction of molecular oxygen
Source: RefSeq, a predicted model, not a curated record